Messenger RNA from Lepisosteus oculatus (spotted gar), 2035 nucleotides. RefSeq names its product ribosomal oxygenase 1 (gene riox1). The record is from RefSeq and is a predicted model, not a curated record. Lineage: Eukaryota; Metazoa; Chordata; Actinopteri; Semionotiformes; Lepisosteidae.
CAGUGACGUAGUGUUACAGGAAGAAGAUUUCGCCAGCAGGCUUUUUGAUAUUUUUAGUUAUGGAGAAACCACGUGUGUCAGCCUUUGCAGUUUAUCGUACUGUAAGUACAGAGACUGCGUCGAAGAAACGGGUCAAAGAAAAGAAGAAAGAAAAUGGAAUCCAUCGUUUUAAAAAGAGCAAGCAAUCAAAGGGGAAGCAGAGCAGCUUGAACUUAAAUGGAAGGCUUUUGAAGGAAUGUCUGAUCAGACCAGGGCUUGUACAGUACAAAGCAAAGUUUAGAAAUCAUGGAGAAGCCAAGCAAGAGUGUACCAGUGGCAUUCAGCAGAGGUCAGAAGGCUGCAUGGAAGGGGAGAGUUUGAAGAUAGCUAAGGAUAAGCAGGCUGUAGUGUCUGAACAAAUGGAAUGUACAAACCAGAGGACUUUGGUGGGCCCUUUGCUUGAGACUUUAUUGGCAGAACUGGGAAAGAUUCGUAACAGCAGGGAGAGAGCUGGCAAACUCUUUGAGUGGCUUGUGCAUCCCAUUUCACCUAAAAAAUUCUUCAGCGAAAUCUGGGAAAAGAAGCCAGCAGUAAUCAGGAGACACAACCCAGACUAUUAUAAGGGAUUGUUUUCUACACUAGAGUUUGACAGGAUUUUGAGAGAUGAUAAUGUCCAGUUUGGUGAGAACCUAGAUGUCACAAGCUACAGAAAUGGAAAAAGAGAGACCCACAAUCCACAAGGGAGGGCACUGCCUUUCGCUGUUUGGGACUUCUACAAGAAUGGCUGCUCUCUGCGCAUGUUGAACCCACAGGCCUUUUCUGCCACCUUGUGGAAUGUGCUGUCCAUUCUCCAGGAACAGUUUGGGAGCAUGGCUGGAGCCAAUGUAUACUUGACUCCUGCGGGCACCCAGGGAUUUGCCCCUCACUAUGAUGACAUUGAGGCCUUUGUGGUUCAGCUAGAAGGGAAGAAGCACUGGAGGGUUUAUAAUCCAAGGACUGAAAAUGAAGUCCUUCCUCAAGUCUCCAGCCCCAACUUUAGUCAGAAUGAAAUUGGUAAGCCAAUCUUGGAAGUGGUGCUAGAGGCAGGGGACUUGCUCUAUUUCCCCCGAGGGUUCAUUCAUCAAGGGGACUGCCUGCCCAGUGCUCACUCCCUCCAUAUCACUAUAUCCUCCUACCAGAGAAGCAGCUGGGGAGACCUCAUGGAGAAGCUUCUUCCAGCUGCUUUGCAGUUGGCCGUUGAGGACGAUGUGGAGUUCAGACAAGGACUUCCUUUGGACUAUCUCAGUUACAUGGGAGUGCAACACUCUGAGAAGGCAGACGUACGCAGGAAAGAGUUCAUAGAUAAAGUGAAAGGCCUAAUGAGGAAACUGGUAGAUUUUGCACCAGUGGAUGCAGCAGUGGAUCAGAAAGCCAAAGAUUUCCUGCAUGACUGCCUUCCUCCUCUGCUUACCAAAGAGGAAAAAUCAACCAGUGUUUAUGGUGCUCCAACAAGGUGGGAGAAUGGAAACAUUCGAGAUCUAAAGCUGCACUUUAUGGGAAAAACUAAAAUCAGAUUACUUCGGCAAGGUAUUGUCAGACUAUGCAGUGAGGGAGAAGGUGUCAUUCUUUAUCACACAGUGCAUAAUUCCAGAGUAUACCACAAAGAGGAGCCAAAGAGCUUCGAAAUAGAAUCUGAGCAAGCAGAUGCCGUUGAGUUCCUCAUCCAUUCGUAUCCCAAAUUUGUCACUGUGGACAGCUUACCCUGUGACUUUUUGGAUGACAGGGUUGCCAUAGCCAAGUUGUUGUUUGAAGAGGGACUAAUUCAAACAAAAGAGCCCCUGCAGUCUUCUUGAUGAAUAACCAGAUAGAGAACACCUUGACUAAGUAAUUCCUAGAAGAAAAGCAGAUCAUUUUACUCUUAAUUUACUCUGAUGAGGAACUUGAAGGGCUUGGUGCUGCUUUUUCAGUUUAUUUUUGUUCAUAUAAUAUGUGACAGUGAUACCACCUGGCACAUCUUUUACAUAACCCUUCAUAAUGUGUUUCAUAAUAAGUCCAAUAAAACAUUUGUCCACUCUUC